AUCCCUGCCAGGAUCACGUGGUGCUCGGUAUAUGACUCGACACAGGUCAGAAUGAAUCAUCAGAGGAUGAGAGACACUCAGAGGACAUCUCAUCCCAUCUGACUGCACGCAGCGGGUCCCUGAACGCACCGCGGCUCAUCCGCUCCGGGUCCGGGUCUGCUCCGGGUCCGGGUCUUUGUCUCUCUGUCUGUACUGUCUGACCCUGCAGUGAAGGAUGCCAGAUCGCAUCUCAGUCAGUGACUUUCUGUCCGAGACCACCGAGGACUACAACUCCCCGACCACGUCCAGCUUCACCACCCGGCUGCAGAGCUGCAGGAACACCGUCAGCAUCCUGGAGGAGGUGGGCUGUCUGUCUGCCUGUCUGUCUGUCUGUCUGUCUGUCACCUGUCUGUCUGUCUGUCACCGGUCUGUCUGUCUGUCUGUCUGUCUCCAGGCUCUGGAUCAGGAUCGUUCAUCUCUCCAGAAAGUGAAGAAGUCGGUUAAAUCGAUCUACAGCUCAGGACAGGAGCAUGCUGGGAACCAGGAGCUCUUCAGUCAGGCUCUGGACAGACUGGGAGGAAGCAACUCUGAACUGGGAUCAGCCUUUAUGAAGUUCUCCUGCCUUGUUAAAGAACUCGCUGCUCUGCUCAAGAACCUGCUGCAGAGUCUGAGUCAUAACGUCGUCUUCACUCUGGACUCGCUGCUGAAAGGAGACCUGAAAGGAGUCAAAGGGGAUCUGAAGAAGCCGUUCGAUAAAGCCUGGAGGGACUAUGAGACGAAGCUCACAAAGAUCGAGAAGGAGAAAAGAGAACACGCCAAACAACACGGCAUGAUCCGGACUGAAAUCACCGGAGCUGAAGUUGCUGAAGAGAUGGAGAAAGAGAGGCGGCUGUUUCAGCUGCACAUGUGCGAGUACCUGAUCCAGGUGAAUGAGAUCAAAACGAAGAAGGGUGUGGACCUGCUGCAGAACCUCAUCAAGUAUUACCAUGCUCAGUGCAAUUUUUUCCAGGAUGGUUUGAAAACAGCUGACAAGCUGAAGCAGUACUUUGAGAACCUGGCUGCUGACCUGUUCAACAUCAAGCAGAGUCAGGAUGAGGAGAAGAAGCAGCUGACGGCGCUCAGAGAUCUCAUCAGAAGCUCCUUACACCUGGACCAGAGGGAGUCCAGGAGAGACUCUCAGAGUAAACAGAGCGGGUACAACAUGCACCAGCUGCAAGGAAACAAGGAGUUUGGCAGUGAGAAGAUGGGAUAUCUGCUGAAGAAGAGUGACGGGCUGAGGAAGGUCUGGCAGCGAAGGAAGUGCUCAGUGAAGAGCGGCGUUUUCAUGAUUUCGCAUGCUACAUCUAACAGACAGCCUGUCAGACUGAACCUGCUCACCUGUCAGGUGAAACCCAGUUCAGAGGAUAAGAAAUGUUUUGACCUCAUUUCCCAUAAUCGGACGUAUCACUUUCAGGCUGAAGACGAGUCAGAGUUUGUCAGCUGGGUGUCUGUGCUGACCAACAGUAAGGAGGAGGCCCUGAACGUGGCGUUUCAGGGCGGCAGUCAGAGCUCAGGUGUGGAGGAGGAGGAGGAGUUCACGAAGAGCAUCAUCGACGAGGUGCUGCGGUCGCCAGGCAACGACACUUGCUGUGACUGUGGAGCCACAGAUCCUCGCUGGCUCUCCACAAAUCUCGGCGUCCUGACCUGCAUCGAGUGUUCAGGGAUCCACAGAGAGAUGGGAGUCCACGUGUCCCGGAUCCAGAGCCUGGACCUGGACAAGCUGGGAACCUCCGAACUGCUGCUUGCUAGGAAUGUUGGGAACUGUAGUUUCAAUGAGAUCAUGGAGUCCAUCCUUCCGUCUGUUUCUGUGAAGCCGACAGCGUUGAGCGGCAUGGUUGUGAGGAAGGAGUUCAUCAAUGCCAAGUACAUCGAACACAGGUUCGUCAGGCAUACCAUCUCCACAGUGACCGGCAGUCUGGAUGAGGUGUACGAGGCGGUGCAGUCCAGAGACUUGCUGUCAAUCAUCCAGCUGUAUGCUGAGGGGGUGGAGCUACUGCAGCCCCUUCCUGAACCAGGCAAGGAAGCAGGAGAGACGGCAUUACAUUAUUGUGUUCGGACAGCUGAUCACUCCUCUCUCCACCUGGUCGACUUCCUGGUCCAAAACUGUGGAAACCUGGAUAGACAGACUGACAGAGGAAACACAGCUCUGCAUUACUGCUGUCUGUACAACAAACCACAGUGUGUGAAGCUGCUGCUGAGAGGAAAACCAGACAUCCACAUCACCAAUCAGAGUGGAGAGACAGUGCUGGACAUCGCCCGCAGACUGAAGAACUCCCAAUGUGAAGAACCGCUGGUGGAGGCAGUGUCCGGCAGGUUUAACCCUCACGUUCACGUUGAAUAUGAAUGGAACCUCAGACUGGACGAACUGGACGAGAGCGACGACGAACUGGAUGAAAAGCCCAGCCCGGUGAAGAAGGAGCGUUCACUCCAGCCUCAGAGUUUCUGUCGAUCCUCCAAUGUUUCCUCUCGGGAGAAGCUCUCUGUGCCAGUCUCCUCUUUGGUUCCUCCUCACAGGGACAAGCAACGUCUCUCUUACAGAGCGUUCGCCAACCCUGUCUACAGUACCUCCUCCGACAACCCUCCAUCCCCAGGGCCCGACACCUCAACACCUUUACUGGCUGCCAGCAGCCAGGAGAAAGGCCCCAUCGCCCCACCCACCUCCCUGCCCCUCACAUCUCAGGUCAGUGGAGGAGGAGGAAGCUCCACCCUGAAGAAGAAACCACCUCCACCUGGACACAAACGCGCCCUGUCAGACCCGCCCAGCCCGGUCCUGCAGGGACCGUCAGGUAAAGGAAGUGAGCUGACCUCCCCACCUGGAACCAGGACCAACAGGUUCGAGGACCUCCAGCAGCAGCAGAGUACGACCUCCAGUAAGUCCACCCUGGGACCCAGAGUCCUUCCUAAACUACCUCAGAAAGUGGCUUUAAGGAAGAUCGACACCAUCCACCUCCCCUCUGUGGACAAGCCCAGCCAACCUCCAGACCUCCUCCACAAACCUCCCCCCUCACCCUCACCCUCCCAGAAGUCUCCCCCCUUCAUUGAUGCCUCCCCUAAACCCCCCCUCACCCCAGUGGACUCCACCCAGAGAGCCCCAUUGGCUGAGAAGCCUCAGCUGUCUGACCUCCCCCCAAAACCCCUCCUCAGAUACCUCCCACCCAAACCACCACCCAGUGGCAGGCCUAGUCCCUCUGCUGUUGCUACAGAGACGCAGGGAUGCAACAUGGUGGCAGAGAGCUCAUCUGUCCUGCAGGGGGAGCUGUCACCUCGACCGGCAACUGAAGAUGUUGAUAUGUCGGCGCCUGGUGCCAUGGAGCCGCCGGUUCCUCUGCCACGUAAAAUCAACUCUGUGAAGAACAAAGUCCGACGGGUGAAAACCACCUACGACUGUCAGGCCGACAAUGAUGACGAACUGACCUUCGCAGAGGGAGAAGUCAUCAUCGUCACUGGAGAGGAGGACCAGGAGUGGUGGAUCGGACACAUCGAGGGACAGCCAGAGAGGAGAGGCGUCUUCCCCAUGUCCUUCGUUCACAACCUCAGUGAUUGACAACCACUGAGACCAGCGAGAGGCUAUCGCCCAGUAGCACAAGUCCCGCCCACCCACUAAGGUCACACAGGUGACAGUGGGCGGAGUCAGUCAGUCAGUGAGUCACCAGCUGCUGACCAAUGAGAACUUAAGCCUCAUUAAUGAUCAUCGCUGUAAAUACAUUUUAUUAUUUAAAAAAUUACCAUAGCAACCUAGCAUGCAGAUCAUAGCAACAAAGUCUACAGAGAAGGAGAGGUCACACAGGUGAGAGGUCACACAGGUGAGAGGUCACACAGGUGAGAGGACCACGCUGCCCUCUGCUGGCUGAGCAGUUCAUCACAGCAUACAAAUAGCACAAAUAUAUGAAAAGAAACACAACACCGUGAACGAGUGACCCACCAGAACCAGAACAUGGUCUACCUUCACCUGGUCCCGGUUCUCAGUGUGACUUUUCCUUCUCAUCUGACUCCUUAGACACUCAACUGUAUUUACUAUAUGUACAUGUAGAAAACAUGUGUGUGCACCCUGUAGUCUACCUGUACACACCUGUACAUGCCUGUACAUGCCUAUACACACCUGUACACACCUGUACAUGCCUGUACAUGCCUAUACACACCUGUACACACCUGUACAUGCCUAUACACACCUGUACACACCUGUACACACCUGUACAUGCCUGUACAUGCCUGUUACCUGUGUGUUUCCUUUCAGCUCAGUUUAGAAACUUCUGUUUUAGUUUAAUCCUCAAAGACUACAAUUCCCAGAGAGCACUGCUGUCAGAAUCAUCCAAUCAGAGAGUGUUACCUGUCGGCUGUAAUUUAAUCUAACAGGAAGUGAUCUGUUCAGUCAUCUCAUAUUUGUUAGCCACAGUUAGCUCAUGUUAGCUUGGUUAGCUUGAAGCUCAAACAGCAGAUGUUAUUAAAGUUAGACACGCUAAGUUAGCCACUUAGCAUAGCAUAGCGUUCUUUCAUGUCAGCGUAGCUAACAACAAGCGCUAACAUUUAGCAUGCUCAGCCAUUCAUUACUAUGAAACUAGCUCGACUGCUAACUAAAACUUAGUAUGUUUCCUGUUUCCUGUCUGUGUACAGAUGUUUGAUGACUCAUCACUUUGACGUUUAAUAAAUAAAAUAUUUAUUGCUGACUCAUUCUGGUUAGCAUGGUGGCUAACCAACACGAGGCACUGAGCUAACUAAGUAAAGAAACAUUUUACUGUGAAAAACAAACAAUAAAUCCUCUGAAUGAA
Larimichthys crocea (large yellow croaker) is the source of this 4784-nucleotide messenger RNA. It is a transcript of the gene asap1a, whose product is annotated as ArfGAP with SH3 domain, ankyrin repeat and PH domain 1a. The record is from RefSeq and is a predicted model, not a curated record. Gene Ontology annotation, biological process: positive regulation of GTPase activity. Gene Ontology annotation, cellular component: cytoplasm. The transcript is spliced from 28 exons. Lineage: Eukaryota; Metazoa; Chordata; Actinopteri; Sciaenidae. Bases 215 to 3562 code for a protein of 1115 amino acids. Gene Ontology annotation, molecular function: protein binding; GTPase activator activity.